Molecule: messenger RNA, 1302 nt
Organism: Paecilomyces variotii
Lineage: Eukaryota; Fungi; Ascomycota; Eurotiomycetes; Eurotiales; Thermoascaceae
Exons: 3
Coding region: 400-1302 (300 amino acids)
Cellular component (GO): cytoplasm
Molecular function (GO): aralkylamine N-acetyltransferase activity
Source: RefSeq, a predicted model, not a curated record
CAUUUUUAGCGGUCCUUUGGCCCCUUCAGCGCUGGGAUCCCGAAUUCUCUUGCCGCACCUUCUGUUACGCAUCGCAUAUUCCUGGUAAGAGGCUUUCUUCCAGUCUGUGCAAAGCCAGUCUCGCGAAGGAUCUUUCUUGAUGCUGCAUACAGCGCUCAAGUAGAUCUUGACCAGCAACCAAAGUAGAUGCGGUGCUAGCUACGCUUUUUGUGCCGUGUUCUAUGCUGACCUUUUAUUGUUGGAACAGUCUCAACUGCCAAUCGCGCCACGCCACUUCCUUGCCGCCUCUCAUUCUUGAAACGUUGCGCAGUAACGAUCCUUUGAUAGGCGAUUCGCUGUCGCGUUUGCGCCUCUUCAUUGAGCAAUCGGUACUAGGGUCUUGACUGCUUCUUUGUCGAAAUGACUGAAACGAUGGAGACUACGGAUCAACGGUCACGCGCGCGCGCUGCCAUGGAGACUACCGGGCCCGCAGAGCCCUCCAAUCCCAGCGAGAUUUCUGCGUCGACCGGUGGUGACCUAUCUCGGAUCUCUUCGCGCGCAAGCAUUGCUGUUGCGGACGGUGUGCCGCUAGAAGAAGCCGUUGACGACGAAGAUGAGGACGAGGAUGUCGAGGAAGCGGAUGAAGAAUACAUUGAUGUGGACCAUGACGACAUGAAUGAUUUCUCGUAUUAUUUCCGGAGAGCGCCGGCACAGCGUCAACGUACAGCAAUAGACGAGCUCCACCCGUUCGUCCAGGUGCUGACUGUGUCCAAUUUGGAGGACUGCAUCAGAGUCGAAGAAGCUUUCCCAGAACAUGAGCGAUGCUCGAAGGAAAAGUUUAUCUACCGCCUGACGAAAUGCCCGGAACUGUCUCUGGGUCUUUUCACUCUUCCAGUCCUAGAACCAGAAAAGCCCAAGCCUCGACCAGAGCUCGUGGCUCAUGUAAUUGCCACUCGCACCAAGGCUCCGCAAGUGACAGAUGCUGCGAUGUCGCUUCCUCCCGACUGGGAGACCCGGGGUAAGAAUAGCGACGACUGCGACGAGCUGGCACCGGGACACCAUGAGUGGGGUAGCACUAUAUGUAUUCACUCUCUGGCAGUUGUGCCGGAGCACCAAGGCAAGAAAGUCGGUUCUACAUUGAUGAAGUCAUAUAUUCAGAGGAUCAAGGAGGCCGAAAUCGCGGACCGAGUCGCGCUUCUGGCCCAUGAUGAUAUGAUUGGGUUCUAUGAAAAUCUUGGAUUCGAGAAUAGGGGCGCUAGUAAGUGCCAGUUUGGUGGUGGUGGAUGGUCCAACAUGGUCCUAGAAUUUUCAAAGACAUUGUGA